GAUCAAUUUAUAUUUGUGUUUGUUUCAUAAACCACGUGCUGUUAUUUUUCUUUCACCCCCGUUAAGUAUAUAAACUCUGACUUUACUCCGUUUGUUAUUCACUCGAGUAGCUGAGUAACUCAACAACAGCCAAAAUGUUCGCAAAGGUUAUUAUUUUCUGUGCCGCUUUAGCCGCCGUUCAGGCUGUAGGUCUUGUUGGCCAUGGGGUAGGAUACUUAGGAGCGCCCGUAUAUGGCUAUGGCAAGGGCCUUGUUGCCGGACCUGUAGCUGGAGCCGCCUAUAGCACCGCAAUCAGUCACGUUGCUCCUGCUGCACCCCUUGCUGCUGGACCACUCGGCUGGGCAGGACAUGGAUACCUUGCUGGUGGACCUCUCGCAUAUACUGGAGCAUAUGGUCACGGACUUGCUGCUCCCUAUGCUGCUCACGGAGCUUAUGGGCUUGGUCUUGGAAAAUACGGACUUGGAAAGGUCUGGUAAAUGUCAUGAUCACAAGCUAAUCUGUAUCAGAAAAAAGAAAGAAAUAAACUAUUUAUGUUAAUGCAAUA
Molecule: messenger RNA, 544 nt
Organism: Stegodyphus dumicola
Lineage: Eukaryota; Metazoa; Arthropoda; Arachnida; Araneae; Eresidae
Source: RefSeq, a predicted model, not a curated record